This is a messenger RNA of Protopolystoma xenopodis, 255 nucleotides long. The record is from the annotation of a GenBank genome assembly. Lineage: Eukaryota; Metazoa; Platyhelminthes; Monogenea; Polystomatidea; Polystomatidae.
AUGCAUCAAACAGCUGCGGUUUACCUCAAAUCUAGGCUUCUCUGUACUCAAUGCCCCCUAAGGCCCCACCUUUUGGGCCUCGGCCGACCACCCCUUCCCUUGAGAAGCAUCUUCUUCGCCUUCUCAUUGGGGCUCACUGUUGCUCUCCCACCGGGCAACCGGAUUAGCCGGCCAGACGGUCAGCAAUUUUCGAUUAAUCUUAGCGCCAUUAUCACCGCUUCCCCUGUCUGCCAUACAUACAUGCAUACAAAAUAG